AUGAAGACGUUGGUAUCUUUCAACUGUUGGGAUAUGCAAACACAACUCGCUUUCUACAAAUUAGCCGCUGAGAAUUCGUUUUAUAUCGACUAUGUUAAUCUGAAUAAUUCGAAGGCUAUUCAGGGCAUUGAGUAUCGUUUAAUUGGCAAAAAAAAAACUAUGGGCAUUUUUAUGGAUUUAAAUUGUGAAAGCGCUGAGGAACUGCUGCAUAUUGCUAGCCAGGAGCGACUGUUCAGUGAUCAUUUCUUCUGGUUGAUCUACGACGACUUCGCUAAUGCUACAUACUUUCGUAAGCUCUUCAAACGACAAAAUCUUGCUGUUGAUGCUGAAAUUACCUAUACAUUUUCGAAUAGCCUAGAGGAUGACUGGAAUAGCACAGCCUUUUCCAGCUACACACUCUAUGAUGUUUACAACAACGGCUAUUAUUAUGGUGGAAAAUUGAAUGUGACCUUGGAUCGUGAGGUAUAUUGCAAUGAGGAAGAGUGUUUCGUCAACAAAUAUCUCUCGAAAUUACAUUUGCGUAACAAAUAUGGUAACAGAAAUACAUUGCAUGAUGCCACACUGCGUUUGACUGUGGUGGUAACCAAAGUGCCUAUAACUAGUCCCCCAGAAGAAAUAUUCGCAUUUUUGCGUUCGGUUAAUGGUACCAACUACGAUGCUAUAGCACGUUUUGGUUUUCAGGCGCUAUCGAUUUUGGUAGAAGUUUUAGGUUGCAAAGCUAAUCACACUUUUGUCAAUCGCUGGACGAUCAAUGAAACACAUGGUGGCCUUAUUGGCGCCUUGGCCGUACAAAGCGCUGAUCUUGUGUCCACACCCUUUAUACCAACCCCACCACGUAUGGAAUUUUUCACUAUAAUUGCCGAGACCUCAUCGUUUCGUUCGAUCUGCCUAUUUCGUACACCACGUAAUUCCGGCAUACAGGGUGACGUUUUCUUGAAACCUUUCAACACCACCGUCUGGCUGCUCUUUGCUUUGCUGCUACUUCUAACGUCUAUCGUUCUAUGGAGCAUCUUCAGAUUGGAGCGUUAUCGCAUGUACAAGCGUUAUAUCGAUUAUAUGCCAUCGCUGCUGGCUACUUUUCUAAUUUCCUUUGGCUCAGCCUGCAGUCAGGGUAGUGAUAUGGUACCGGGUUCCAUGGGUGGGCGUAUGGUAUUCUAUACAUUGUAUUUAUUAACGUUUCUAAUGUACAACUAUUAUACAUCUAUUGUGGUUUCAUCGCUGCUUGGCUCCCCAGUCAAAUCUGAUAUCAAGACAAUGGGUCAGCUAGCGGACAGUUCUUUGGAAGUCGGUCUGGAGCCCUUGCCAUUCACGUUGACCUAUUUGAAUAAUUCUCUUCUACCGGAAGUACGUCGCUUCAAACACAAAAUAGACUCUGUAUCCAAUCCGAAAGCUAUCUGGAUGCCUUUGGAGAAAGGUAUAUUGCGCGUGCGUGAUCAACCGGGUUUCGUUUUUGGUUUCGAAGCCUCUACUGGCUUUCUGCUGGUCAAACGCUACUAUAAACCAUAUGAGAUUUGUGACUUGAAUGAAAUACUCUUUCGUCCCGAGAAAAGUCUAUACAGCGCAGUGCAUAAAAACUCCAGCUUCAAAGAGAUUACCAAGCAGAGAGUUAUACGCAUUUUGGAGACAGGCGUCAAUUUGAAGUUACACCGUUACUGGGUGCAGUCCACUUUGGAGUGUUUUGAUAGCAACUUCAUUGUUGAAGUUGGCAUGGAGUACAUGGCGCCUCUAUUUAUGCUCCUGGCAUGUACAUAUAUUUUGGUGCUUAUCAUAUUAUUGUUUGAAAUUUUGCAUAAGAAAUAUUGGGCCGAUCGAAAAAUAAGAUUGGAGAAUAUUUUGUUUGGCGAGAAUUGGCACAAUGAGUAGAAGCUGGUUGAAGUUCUUAAAUAUUUGUUUAACUUAGAAAAUGCUUUGCUUGAAAAACUGUAUAACUACAUACUUGCGUAAUUAGUACUUAAAGCAAAAUGAUAAAGCACAUAAAAAUCGCACUCCAUAGUUUGCUUUUUGUGAAAUUUCGAAAUACAAGUUCACAGUCGCAUAUAGGUUUUUGUAUUUAGUUGCUCAAAAUGGAAGCAUUCGGAGGUUGUAUUCAGGAAAGCAGACAGUGAUUUAAUUUUUUGGGUUUCUCGAUCUAAUAGUUACUGCUGUGUCCAUAAUUUUAAAAAUCCUUUUCAUUUUUUGUGCAUAAUUACAGUCUCAAAUACAAUUUACGCCUACAUGUGUGCUUUGUUUUUUAAACUAAAAGAAUAAAUAUGUUAUAACUUUCCACGCAGACUACCCUGUAUAUGCAUAUGCAUCUUUUUUU
Molecule: messenger RNA, 2302 nt
Organism: Bactrocera oleae (olive fruit fly)
Lineage: Eukaryota; Metazoa; Arthropoda; Insecta; Diptera; Tephritidae
Product: ionotropic receptor 75a
Cellular component (GO): membrane
Molecular function (GO): ligand-gated monoatomic ion channel activity
Source: RefSeq, a predicted model, not a curated record